Messenger RNA from Caenorhabditis angaria, 2161 nucleotides. The record is from the annotation of a GenBank genome assembly. Lineage: Eukaryota; Metazoa; Nematoda; Chromadorea; Rhabditida; Rhabditidae.
AUGGCACCAGUUCACGAUGAAUUGCAAAGAACUUUGUGAGUUUCACCCUUGAUUUUGCCAGAUUUUGAGAUUUUUGUGUUCAGGAACCCAACUUGCACCGGAGCGUCGGUGAUUGCGAUGCAAUACAAAACUGGAGUUGUUGUGAUGACUGAUCGUGUUGUUUCGUAUGGUAAAAUGGCCAGAUACAAGGUGAGUGAUGGGAAAUUUGGGAAAAAUUGGGUUUUUCGUGGAAAAUCGAAAAUGAUGAUUGCUUCCGCGUGGCGGCCACGUGGAUUACUAUAACGUAGAAUAUCAGUACGAUUUUUCGAAGUCAUAGUAAUCCGCGUGGCCGCUGCGCGGAAGAUAGUGCCGCUGACGCGGAAGCUUGCGGUCUACACUCGCUUCGCUCGAACAAAAUAAUAGUCUGGACCGCAAGCUUCCGCGUGGCGGCCACGUGGAUUACUAUAAUGUGUAGUAAUCCGCGUGGCCGCUGCGCGGAAGCUUGCGGUCCAUAGACUUUUUCGAGCGAAGCGAGUGUAGACCGCAAGCUUCCGCGCAGCGGCUAAGUUAUCAUAACUUCUACAGAAAAUCUAGAAAGUUAGGGUAACUUAGCCGCUGCGCGGAAGAUAGUGCCGCUGACGCGGAAACUUGCGGUCUACACUCGCUUCGCUCGAAAAAGUCAACUUUCGUGCUGAAAAAAGUUCGAGCGAAGCGAGUGUAGACCGCAAGCUUCCGCGUCAGCGGCACUAUCUUCCGCGAAGCGGCCACGCGGAUUAAUACACGUUAUGGUAACACAUUAUAGUAAGCUUGGGUAAAGCUUUGCCACGUCAUAACUCAUAUUUAGAGUUGAAGAACAAGAAAAAAUCGAAAAUUUCUUCCGAAACAACGAAAAAUUAUCGAUUUUCUAUGAAAAAUCCAAGUUUUUCUGAAUAAGUACCCUUGUAAGCUGUUAGAUUUCAAUGAAAACCAGUUUUGAAGCUAGUUUUGUUCGAGCGGAGCGAGUGUAGACCGCAAGCUUCCGCGUAAGCGGCACUAUCUUCCGCGCAGCGGCUAAGAUACCCUAACUUCUUCGGGUAAUUGAGGAAGUAGUGGUAACGUAGCCGCUUCGCGGUAGAUAGUGCCGCUGACGCGAAGCUUGCGGUCUACACUCGCUCCGCUCGAACAAAAUAUUAUUUUGAGUGUAGACCGCAAGCUUCCGCGCAGCGGCCACGCGGAUUACUACACGUUAUAGUAAUCCACGUGGCCGCCACGCGGAAGCUUGCGGUUUAAAGACUAUUAUUUUGUUCGAGCGAAGCGAGUGUAGACCGCAAGCUUCCGCGUCAGCGGCACUAUCUUCCGCGCAGCGGCCACGCGGAUUACUAUAUAGUAAUCCACGUGGGGGCCACACGGAAGCUAGUUCUAGCCCCAAAUCUUCUUUCCAGAACGUCUCGCGUCAAUACAAAGUCAACGACAACGUUUUGGUGACAUUCGGCGGUGAUCACGCCGAUUUCCAAUGGCUUCAAAACGUCAUCGAACGACAAGUCUUGUUGUGGAAACGUUUCGAUCAAGACAUCGGGCCAAAAGCGUUGCACGGCUAUUUGACGAGUCUGCUCUACGCGCGCCGCUGCAAAAUGAACCCGUUGUGGAACACUUUGGUGGUUGCCGGUGUUGAAGAAGAGGAGAAGAAUAAUAAGGAGACAAGCACACCGUUCAUUGGAAUUAUCACACAAAAGGUGGGGAUUUUUCCAACGCGCUCCACCGAAAUAAACACGCAACGCAGACCGCGUCGCGUCACAACGAUUCAAAUUCCCUCCCUUUUUGUGUGUGGCGUGGCGCGACGCGGUCUGCGUUGCGUGUUUAUUUUGGUGGAGCGUGAGAGCAAGUUCUAGAUUUUCUCAGAGUUAACCCAAGUUCUUUCCAGGGUUGCGCCUAUCAAGUCAAACACGUUGCCACUGGUUUGGGAGCGUUUCUUCUCAAUCAAGCGGUUGAAGAUGAAUUCCGAAAGAAGGGCGAUGAAUUGACGCGCCAGGAAGCCGAGGCGGUUUUGAAGAAGGCGCUCGAACUCACACUCUAUCACGAUUGUGUUGCGGAUAAUGAUUUCGAAAUCGGACGUGUCGAUGCGAAUGAGGGAGUUGUUCUUGGAAAAGAGCAGACUAUUAUUGGAGAUUGGAGCAUUGCUGAAACCAAUUGUCAAUAUGAAUAA